AUGCCAAGCAAACGGCCAAUUAAAGCUUUUUAUGUUCCUAAGAAAAAUACAAAACUAAAUAUCUCACAAAAACGAACUACUCAUCCUUCUUUACACAAUACUCGUAGUUCGCCAGUAGUUCCAUUAUAUGAUGUGAUUAAUGAAAUUGAUUCUAAUGAUCCAGCAUCGUAUCCACAAUUUGGACGAAUAUCACAAUUGUCAAAUUUUAGUCAACGAGAACCCACAUGGAAUUCAUCAACAAAAGAAUCAUCUGAAGGUUCAUCUUUAUCGAGAAAUGAUAUUGAAGAUAAAGAAACCAAUGGAGAAAAAGGAGAAACUUACAAAAUAUGGUUAUUGAUCAUUGGUGGUCUAUUAAUUACUGCUUGUUUAAUUACAAUAAUUGCCUUGCUGGGUGUUAUGAUUAACAAUAAGAGCAAAGUGACAACAACAUCAACUACUACCAGUACGACUUCUACUUCAACUACAUCGACUACGGCGACUACAUCAACUACAUCGACGACGACUACAACUACUACGACGACCACAACGACAACCAAAACCACUACGACUACAUCAACUACGACGACGACAACUAAGACCACGACGACUACAUCAACUAAGACCACAACAACUACAUCAACUACAACGACGACAACUAAGACCACAACAACCACAUCAACCACUACAACAACUACAACAGAGACUACGACAACCACAUCGGAGACUACAACAACUACCGUAGAGGCUACAACAACCCCAACGGAGACUACGACAACCAUAACGGAGACUACAACAACCACGGCAGAGACUACGACGGAGAUGAUAACAGGAAUUACGACAACCACGGCAGAGACUACAACAGCCACGACAGAGACUACGACAGAGAUAACGACGACGAUGACCACCACGGCAGAAGUUACAACAGGACUUUCAAAUGAUCCAAUGAGUGAGUUCUUCGAUUGA
Rotaria sordida is the source of this 942-nucleotide messenger RNA. The record is from the annotation of a GenBank genome assembly. NCBI's taxonomy places the organism in Eukaryota, Metazoa, Rotifera, Eurotatoria, Philodinida, Philodinidae.